Molecule: messenger RNA, 432 nt
Organism: Didymosphaeria variabile
Lineage: Eukaryota; Fungi; Ascomycota; Dothideomycetes; Pleosporales; Didymosphaeriaceae
Exons: 3
Coding region: 1-432 (143 amino acids)
Source: RefSeq, a predicted model, not a curated record
AUGGCUGCACAAGCGCUUGACUUCUCCGACGAUCUCGUACAAUUGAAAGUGGAUGCUGUGCGUGCUACGUUCAAUGUCAACAAAAAAGUACUCUCCGCAUCUUCUAGGUUUUUGCAAGCUGCGCUCAAGAGAGAGUGGGCUGCCUCCCGAUCAGAACCAAACAUCGAUCUCUCGGAUAAUAAAGGCGUGAUCAUGCUGGUCCCACCUUACAUUUUCGGAGAGAAGAUUAUGGACAUCAAGUACAAGGACGUAGUGCUCCAGAAGAUCAUGGGCGAGAGGAUCCCAACAAGGGAGAUCGCGGCAGUUGCAAAUCAAAUCUACGGGGGCAGCACUCCGUCUUCACCUGCACGACGUCUGAUGGCCGACAUGGUUGCGGAUCUCGCUCAAAAGGGUGACGAAUGGAACUUCGUCAUCGAGAGACUCAACAAAUAG